Messenger RNA from Filobasidium floriforme, 1403 nucleotides. RefSeq lists its product as uncharacterized. The coding region runs from base 311 to 1324 and encodes 337 amino acids. Lineage: Eukaryota; Fungi; Basidiomycota; Tremellomycetes; Filobasidiales; Filobasidiaceae. The record is from RefSeq and is a predicted model, not a curated record. The transcript is spliced from 5 exons.
GUGAUGACAGUCAUCAAGCUGUUACGAAACGGUCAUCUAUCGUUCGAGCAGUGCCUCCGCGACGCGACAUUGCUUCAAACACGGAAUGACGGUGACGUCUCCUCGAUACAUCCUUUGCCUGACGGAGUAGCUCGAUCACUGGCGUAUAAAAUGGAUCAGGCAAUCCUCCACUCUGACUCAACCCAAUACCGAACGAUGUCCUGCUGAUAAUUUCAUAUUCCCCAGACCCGACAAUUCCCCGUCCAUCAACAAGACUUUAGCAACAUUCCUUUACUCACGUUCCAACAUCGAACUCAUACAAUAACUCAAGAUGCAAACCAGAAUCCUCGCUUGUCUCCUCCUCUCCUUGGUCGCCCCAGCUGUUCAAGCCGCAGCGGUAGGGAGAAACCUGGAGGGCAACGUGCUGGCUCGCUCCAGUAACUUUGGGCCAUCAUUGGCUUCCCGCGGAAUGGAAGAGGAGAUGCAAGACUGGUGCGAGAAGGAUCAAGAUGGUGUCGUCCUCUGGGCCCCGAACCCGAAGAAGGACGCCGAUUACAAACAAAUCAACGGACCGAGGACUGAUAUGGUGGUAGGACCUUACGAUGUUAGGCAAUCGUCGGUUCUUGGCGAUGCGUCGGGCUUGGAGGACGUCCCGCUUGUUCAAGCUAGAAUGGCCGUGAUGGCGGCCUGGGCCAAGACCUCACCCCAGAAAGUCUACGAGGCUUUCAGAUAUGGAGACGAUCAGAAGAUGGACUACAUCAACUGGUGUCUUCCCAGCAAGGGGAAGCUCGACGUUCUUUCGCAAGGCCCCGAAGUUUCGAACAGCCUUACCAAGAACGGCGACGACCUGAAGAACCUCGUGCAUUCCGUCCGAGACCAGGCAAAAGGAAGACUCGUCCCAGCCUGGCCCAACUUUAUCAACAAGGCGUAUCUAAAGGACGAUAUUGCCAAUAUCCCCAAGGGCGACAACUGCUCUCAGUUGGUGGCUGAUCAAGUGAAAAAAUGCUUGAGCGAGCCGUGGACGAAGGGCGAGAAGCACGCAGUCGACUUUUUAUCUGCUGUUACUGGACAAGAGUGUCAAAUCACCGGGGAUUAUGAGGGCGACAGUGCCGCUGCCGAACAGAUUGUGUUUGAUGCGCAGAAAGGCGAGGCCAGGCCUAUCAUUGUCAUACUUCCAGACGAGACGAACAAUGAAAACGGUUACCUCAAGGGCUUCUGGGCUGUACAAAAGACUGGGGAACAUACCAAUGGAACCAAGUUUAUGGACAUCUGGGAUCACGUCAGCUUGAACCGUCGAACCGUGAACCUGCCUGCUAAGAUGAAGGUGGUUCAUCUGAAGGGAUGAGUGAGGCGGUCGGCAGAAGAGGCGACGAUACUUCCUAUUUAGCAUUACGAUCUUCUUGCCAAAUGUAAUAAGAUUGAUU